Molecule: messenger RNA, 1326 nt
Organism: Lactuca saligna
Lineage: Eukaryota; Viridiplantae; Streptophyta; Magnoliopsida; Asterales; Asteraceae
Source: the annotation of a GenBank genome assembly
AUGUCAGCUUUGCAAAAUUUGAAGGAUAGAGGGCGCGCAUUUGUGCGUGCCCUAAAAUUAGUAUACCAGUUCAAGAUCGAAACACCAAUCCCUCUAUCCCCACUCAGAUCCCACGCACCGCUGCCCCUAACCUUCUCCUUCAAAACGAAAGAAACGCUCGAUGAUUCUUCCUCUACCGGUGGUCCCACCUCCGAAUCACUCGAGACUGAAAUUUUUGAGGACCGACUCUCGCAGGUACGUUUGUGUAAUCAGAGUGGCAAAGGGAAGAAAGUCGACCCAUGGAAGAGCAUGAAGGCUGGGAAGAAAUCCGGUGGGAGUUCAGGAUCUAGGGAAAACAUAUACCUCCCACUGGUGCCUUCGAAGGAUCCGAAUUCAGGAUGUGGGUUGAUUUGCGUUGGAGAUGGCGCUCCUGGAGAUGAGCUGCUUCCUCCUCCAAUAAGAAGCAGCGAGACCAACAUUUGCACUGGUUCUUUUGGUAUUGUUCAUUGUGCUGAUUGGAAUGGCUCUGAUGUUGCAGUGACAAUUCUUUUAGAACAAGAUUUUCAUCUAGAGAAUCUCUAUGAAAAAACAAGAAGGAAGGUGAAACGACAGCUGUCUCCUUAUCCAUUUCCAGGCCUUCAUCAAAUUAUAAUAAUAGGAUGCAACAAGCAAUUGGACCUCAAAAAGGAGGAUGAACUUGAGAAGAAGCUGAAGGAGUCCCACAUUUCAGAUGAUAAACAUGUCAUUAUCCCAAAUCACCUUCAUGUUCCUGAAGCCGAAAAACUCGGCUUCUGUUUUGGGAGUUUUGAUGCCAUUUUUGGUUUUAAUAAAACCCCCUCAAACUCAAAUGGUCCUGUGGCUAUGACCAUGAGUGAAAAGACGUCUGAAGCAUCUGAGGAGGCUGAUGAAACUAUAGAGGAUCAAAUGCAAUCCAGAAAUGAAAAUGCUGAUGGAGAGGAGGAUCAUCUUGAACAACCUACCACAUCUUCAUCUAAUGUACCCAAGAAUUUACCAACAGAAGGUGACAUGUCAUUGAAUGCGGGACCCGAGUGCAGAGAGUCGAAGCAAGAGACUUCUUCUUCUUCUUCUUCACUCCCUACUCCAAGUCAUCAAUACCCAGCCGUUCAUACAUCACCAAAUCCAAACUUCAGUUUUGGGUUCAUGGCACCAAUGAUUGGAAGCCAAGUUACAUCUUUUGAAAACACCAAGUCUCAGGCACACGAUGCUUCUCAUGUCCCAAGCUUUGUAGUUCAGCAACCGUUUGAUCCAGCAAGCUAUUAUGCUCACCUUUAUCGUGAGAGUGAUGGGCGCAUGUCACCUUUCCACUCAACCACAAAGUACAAUUGA